AUGGGCAAUUACCUGGGCAAGCUGGGACCCCAGCGGUCAUCCCCAGCCCAGGCACGCGCCGACCUGUCUGUGAGACCUGUGAACUGCAGGUCCGCUCAGCACCUCCACCAAGUCCACCGAGUACAGCAGGUCCACCGCAUCCAGCUCAUCUCCCGCGCCCAGCACGUCCCGAGGCACAGACCUUCGAGGAGGCAACCAAAUUGGGGGCCAAACAAUUCUAGCUCGUGGAAGCUCAACGAGGCUUGGAGGCGCUUUCCCAUGAAGUGGUCCCAGAAUUCCAUCAUGGGGCCGCUACCCUCAGACUGGUGGGAAAGUUAUUCAAAGAGGAAUAUUUGGUCUCUUCGGCAUCCCAGGUUAAUUCGGAGCCCUGUGACAAUCAAGAUCGCUCCUCCUGAACGGAGAACAUCCCCUUCCACUUCCCCAGAGCAGGCAAUCGACUUGGCAGGGCUACAACCCUUAGAGGAACUCCCAGAUCCCUGUGUAAAGGAGAGAGUGCUGAGGGCUCUCAGAGAGAGCAAGAAAGGGAGAACGCGGUUCGAAAAACCAAUACUCUCUGAGAUCCCGUGUAGUAAAAGAAGCCCCAAACCCAGAUUAUCUGCCUUUAAGCCCCUGAUGAAAAAUGGAGUCUUCCCUUCCUUUGUGCCCAGACCUGGGCCUCUGAUUAAAAUCCAAGAAUGGAGUCCAGAUCACAACUUGCCUAAGAAACCCAAUUGCUCCUUCCUAAACCCUCUUAGCAGCGCGCACACAGUUGGGCCCCUCCACUCUAAAAGAAAUGCCAUUACAAGCUCUUACAGCUCUUCUGGAGAGUUUCCAGAACCAUGGAAGACAAAGUGUCUCAGUGCAUUAUUCCAGACACCAGAGUGGCCAGUAAAAAAGAAAGAAAAGGGUCAUCAGUCUAAUCUGCCACCCCCACUGGUAUCAGACAAGGAAACUCCAGCAGCAUCUCGCAGUUCUGGGCAGCAAAAUCAGAAGAUUCCUCUGCUUCUGUCUAUCUCUGAGAACCUGCUGUUUGGGGCUCUACCUCUCCAACCUGGUUGCUCAGUCCUCACUGAGAAAGCUGGACAUCAAUGGAGCAACAAGUCCAAAGAGAAUAAGACACAGACCACCGUGGACUCCACUGAGACUUGGCCUGAUAGCCAGCCUUCUUUGUCUCUCACCCUGCCUUCUGCAGGGACAGCUCCAACCCUAGACACAAAUCCUCAGCUGGAAAGCUUAUAGAAAAUGCAAAAGUCUCCAGGUCCAUUGACCUUUCCACAAUCUACCAGAGAAGCAGCAAGUGUGGCUCACUUGCCUCUGAAGACUCCCAUCCUGCUGGCCCCAAUUAUGUCCUCACAGUCAUCUCCUCAGACUCAAACACUCCAGCAGAUUUUCCUUUUGAUCCACCAGAAUGGGGCUUCUAGCUCAAUGCUUGGCAUCACAGUCCCAUGCCCUUUUGCCUUUGGGGGAUUAGUAACUCUUAUGGACUAUGGGGAGUCUGGGAUCAGCAUGGCUGCCCCAGAUAUAAGUUCCACCUCUGGAGCAUUUAGCAUUGGAGCAGUGUCAAGUGGGACCACCAGCAGUAGCACCCUCUUUGGAAAAGACUGGAACCAGAACAUCCAAGGCCUGCCCAGUCACAGAACACCUUUUGCUUUAGGAAGGACCAGCACUUCUAUAACAAAGACGAUGUUUGGAGGACCCACCAUGGCCUCCUUUGCUCAGAGUACUCCUGUCCCUGGAUGAGUUAAGGCAGGAAGCAAUCUUGGUUUUAGGGUGUCCUUUCUACCUUCCCAGGGAUCUGUUGGUAGAGGACUUUUUAGAUCACCAGCCCCUUCCUUUUCCACUGGCACAAAAUCAAAAAACCCCAAGAAUCUGGAACAAGGGAAUUCCUGAAGACAACAUGCCCACAAGAAAUAG
Messenger RNA from Chrysochloris asiatica (Cape golden mole), 1893 nucleotides. It is a transcript of the gene POM121L2, whose product is annotated as POM121 transmembrane nucleoporin-like 2. Lineage: Eukaryota; Metazoa; Chordata; Mammalia; Afrosoricida; Chrysochloridae. Gene Ontology annotation, biological process: protein import into nucleus; RNA export from nucleus. Gene Ontology annotation, cellular component: nuclear pore. The record is from RefSeq and is a predicted model, not a curated record. Gene Ontology annotation, molecular function: structural constituent of nuclear pore.